GGCAGGUAACUAGGACACGCCCAUCUAGGUGAGUCAACCCGGAAGUGGCCGAGCAACUCAGCUUCGAGGGCAGGUGAACAAUCACAAUAAUGCGCUUUUAUCACCAUGAGAGCUGAGAGGUGUCGGUGACACGGGGAUUAGUGUGUACCGCUCCGUCGGAUGGUGGAUUAGACAUCAUGUGUUGGCUACCUUUCGGACUGCUCCUGGUGCUGACUGCACACACUGCAGAGGGAAAUCCAGUAACUGUGACCACUAACAGUUACACUAAGGUGACCAUAAGCAGACCAGCAGAGGGUCCUAACUGUACUGUGUGUUCCUCCCAGACCUGUGCUACAAAGCAAGUCAUCGCUUUAUCUCAGACCACUCAGGUGAACUUCACCUGCAGCAGACCUCAGGACAUCUUCACUAUUGAGAUUAAUAGGGACUUUGAUUGCUCAAAGACAUGCAGCUAUGAUUCCAUACAAGCAGACUGGUCCACCUUCCAAGACUUCAACAGAAUCUUUACAUGGGACAUGAAAGUGGAAGCUUCCAAGUCAUUUCAGCUAGAGUUUCCAGCUUCAGGAAUGAGACAGAUCCAGUCAUCAGAAGAAUGUGCAGACAAACAAGUUUACUCACUCUUAAUGUAUUCGAGGGACGGACCAGUGAACCUCGGCAAAUUCUGUCAAAACGGCACAAUCACUCGCAUGCAGGUUGUUUGGAAAGGGCGCUUGACUCUUGAGGUUGGCAAAGGAACAACCCCGAGCUCAUUUGCCAUCAAAUACUCUGAGGCUGUUGACUCGGCGGUGGCUAUAGAUGCCGUCCUUCCUCGUGGUCUGUCGAGCACAGAUUUCCUCAGCGCUAGCGGCAUCCCUAAAGAUUAUACAGUGAAAUGGAACUUUGUGUUACCUCUCAAGCAUAACUUCACAGUUGAUUUUGUGAAAUACAUCCAGCCAGAAUGCCAAAGCAAACAAGUUAAAGUGAUCUACCAGCAGACCAACAUGGCUGCAGUGGAAAAGCCAGUGACGGAUCCACAGCCCACUAAUUAUCAGGGAAACUUCAGCUUGUCUCUGAGAAACUGUGAUGCCAAGAGUGGAGCUACCCUUAAGCUCUUUCUCCAUUUUAGCGUGUCUGUGUUCAGGAGUGGAUUUCCAGAUUUGUGCAUGGUGGAUCUUCAGAGUGCUGAAGGGCUGAGUCUUCAAAUAGAGAAGAAGAAUCAGGAUAACUUCUGUGAGAUGGGUGUGAAUGCAGUGGUGCAGGAGAAGAUUGUAGUGCCAGCAGGCUCCAAAGCUAACCUGACCUUCCUGGACUGCCCUAAGGACAAUCUUCUUCUCACAGCCACUAAGACCAUCGGGUGCAUGAGUUUGUCUUCAUGUCCAAUAGCCGGGACUCUCCUCACCAUCCCUGUGUUAGACUCGUGCCUGUCUCCGUCCCUCAGCCAGGUCAGGUGGGUUUUGAAUGUUCCUGAGCAGGGCAGUGUGGAGCUGAGCUCACCGCAGGGCAGCCUGUAUCAGUCAGUGCCUGGAGUGCAGGAGUGUGACGGCCUGCUGUCUGCGCUGGUCUCUGCAGCCGACGGUGCCGACCUUGGCCGUUUCUGCUCUGUUAGCAAAGGCAUCAUUCAGAAAGUUCAGAUCUCCUCCAACAUCACAGUUACUGCCUCUGCAGAUGGAGAUAAGGACCUCAGACAAGAGAAAGCUCCCAUCCUCAAUGUGUCCUUUAGUUCAGAGGUCACAGACACUUUUAUCUACACCGUCUCUCCACUUAUCUCAACCCCUGCCUUCCUCAUGACACCCAACUGGCCCGGGGCGAUGAAGCCCGACUCCACCAUGUCAUGGAUCGUAAAUGUUCCAGAGGAGUACGGUGCUCAGUUGUACUUCAGCAACGUCAGCUUACCAGUGUGUCGUAAUAAUCAUGCUGAAAUUAAAAUCCAGGAACAAGGCUCAACUGUGGAGACCGGCUUCAGGGAGGACAAGCAGUUGGUUCUUGAACACAACAUGCUUAGAAGCUUCAGCCUUAACAUGUCCAACUGUGAACCUGAGGAAGGCAAAUUUGCCAUUCUCAGUAAGAUCUCGUUGCAGAAGAAGCCUGGAAACCUGAUCAACAUCAUUUUGGGUGUGGUUGGAGCUCUGCUGGUUCUCCUCGUCAUCCUUCUUACUGUAGUCUGUCUGUUAGUAAGGAAAAAGAAACGGAAAUCCAACCGGUCCUCCAUCUGCAUUCCCAAAGGGGUCGCUUCUCUUCCUGGUGACGCCACUUUCCCAAAAACGCGAGCCGACAACGAGUCUCACGUGUACACCUCCAUCGACGAGACCAUGAUGUACGGGCAUCUUCUGCAGCAGGACGGAAGCGGCCCCGGACACUUCAAUGGACAUCAAGUGGACGGUUAUCACGCCUUCACCGGCCCCAUGGACAAGACCAUUAAGGAUCCUGGAUUUGAGCAGAAUGUGGAGCGAGGACCUGAUAAGGAUUCGUUCCGGGCUUUCCUGCCUCCAUCCGAAUCCUUUAUCCCCAGGCCUCACACUCCGCUGCGGCAUCUCGACUCACUGGACUAUGAGGACCGCAGGAUGGUGGAUAAAGUUCUCUAUACGUUCAAAGCCCCAGGUGAAGCGAAUCCGAUCCGCCUCUCUGCUGUAGAACCAGAGCUUCUGCCCAAGCCCGAGCCCGAGGACUUCUCUGAGCCUGAGCAGUUUGAUCAAGAGUAUGACGAGGCCAUGUAGUGCAGGGAAAAUUAAACCAGGUGACUCAAGGGCUGAAAGAUCUGAUCUAGGAGCCGACAGUACAUUUGAUUUCUGAUGGUUAGAUAUAAAAGAAGUCUGACCUUCUGCUCCUGAAGGUUAGAAAAGCAAGCAGCAUUUACCUGCAUGUACUGAACAGCAACAGAACUAACAGUACACACACACACACACACACACACACACACACACACAGUUCUCUGUGCCCCUUUUAAAGAGAGUUUCACUUUCUGCUUCUGUUUUUAUUUGUAUUUUUUUCCCCUCAAAUUAAGUCUUCUGACUAAAACUCCCACUGAUACUUUAUCUGCUUGUUCUAACUUCUCUUCUGUGUAACUGCACGAGAUGCACCAGGAUUUUAUUCUUGCUGUUUUGGGGAAAGUGUUUUAUUUUCUAGUUGUUUGUCUGAUACUUUAGGCUUCAUCUGAAGAAUGUCCAUUAUUGUGGAUUCAAGUUUGCAAAUGUUGAUUUAUUUUGUCAUGUUUGUUUUAUUACUUUUCACAUUUUUACAUAAUAAAUUUUAAUUCUAAAAGCAGA
This is a messenger RNA of Tachysurus fulvidraco (yellow catfish), 3239 nucleotides long. It is a transcript of the gene cdcp1b, whose product is annotated as CUB domain containing protein 1b. Lineage: Eukaryota; Metazoa; Chordata; Actinopteri; Siluriformes; Bagridae. Bases 177 to 2690 code for a protein of 837 amino acids. The record is from RefSeq and is a predicted model, not a curated record. The transcript is spliced from 9 exons.